Messenger RNA from Puccinia triticina, 597 nucleotides. RefSeq lists its product as uncharacterized. Lineage: Eukaryota; Fungi; Basidiomycota; Pucciniomycetes; Pucciniales; Pucciniaceae. The record is from RefSeq and is a predicted model, not a curated record. The transcript has a single exon. The coding region runs from base 1 to 597 and encodes 198 amino acids.
AUGCCACCUUCAUGUAUGCACAUACCGCAAACCAACGCCAAGAAAAGAAAACUCAAUGUAAAUACCGUCCAGAGUUGCUCGUCCAUCGAUACCACCAGCUCGGGCGGCUCGCAACGGUUGUGGAAGAAGCUCUUCCGCAUCGGCUCAAGAUCCACCAACAACAACGACUGCAGAAACAGCAGGGAUGACGACCAACCCAUCGCCGCCAACAAGACGCCCCAGCCAACAGAGCACCACAACCAUAGCCCACUCCCUUCGCCCUCCUCCAAGUACAACCCCAACCUGCCAGCAAUCAACAAUGAUCCGCAUCCCGACGCGCUGCGUGGCGCCCAGGGAAGAGGCCCGAACCUGGGCCACCGGCUAUUGAUCUAUGUACUCACUCCCGUCAUGCGACGACAGGACGAUGGAGGACCUGAAGCAGAAGGAGCGCUAUGCCUCUUGCUCCCCGCUGCUCUUCAACACCCCAAGCUCUUCCCAGCUGCCUUUGCCGGUGGUCAAGCACCAAUUGAGAGCUCCAGCGAGCCCCGCGAACUGACCUUUGACUCCGCCCAACAGCAAGAGCAGCAACAAAAACAACAGACCAAGCUGUUCUCAUGA